ACUGCGGCUUUCCCCGUAGCUGGCCACUUGACUGCGCUUUUCGUAUUUAAGUGGAACCCUCUCAAUAUUUUCAGCCCCUUCAAACUCGACGUGUAACAUUUCAAUCCCGACCGACAUGGCUCGCACUCUCGGAUAAAAUCAAUUGUCUGUUCGGAAUCUCACUCGAGAAUGUGGCUGUUUCGUAUAUCGACGUCGAAGGUGACGAGGUGACGUUAAGUACACAGGCGGAGCUGGAGGAUUAUUAUCAGGAUAUGGAUGCGUUGGGUCGAUGGAAGCCUGGGCAACCUAUCAAGUUUACUGUGCUGGAUCUCAGUUCUGCAAGGCAGGAGAGGGUGCGGGGACAACAAGAUCAGGUCCUUUUGGACCAUGAGCCCGAAACCCGGGAGUUGGAUGAAGACUGGUUGCAAUGCGUCCCGCCGAUGUCUGAUCCUGGUAACUCGUCAAUGGAGGCCGAGAAGAACACAAAUUCAUUUGAUGAUGCGAAUGAGCCCAGCGUGGUCCCAAUCGCUCCUUCGGAAGUAGAGCGUACCCCAACACCCCGCUUGGACAAAGGCAAGGAUCGAGCCGUCAAGAUCGAGGAAGUACCAGACGAGGAUUUAACGGUUGUUUCUGCUACACCCCACUUUACUUCCGUUACUUCUCAAGAUUCACAGAAGGAGGUCGGAGGAGGUUCCUACACGAUCGAAUCCAAAUCACAGGUUGCAGGCGAGAAGAACGGUGUUGAGGACGAUCCUCCCCUUCCCUCUCUGGACGCCACUGCACUCGAGCACGAACACCAGCUUUCCAAUCCUUCGCUUUCCUCUGACAUCGCCAACCUCAUUUCAUCCCUGUCCAACAUUCUCGUCUCUCAUCCCGAACUUUCUGAAGGCGUGAAAAACGUCGUUCAAACUGCUAUUCGAGGGGAUUAUUGGCCGUCUCAAAGAGAGGCAUUACAUAGGGCCGCUGGGAAUGUUGCAGAGAGUUUAAAUAGGGUUGAUCAGGAAGCUGGGGAUGUGGGCAAGAAGGUUGCGGAAGCGUUGGAGAGGUUUUUUCAGACCUUUGCACAGCUGGCGAUGACAGGCUCUUCAGUGGCAAACGCGAACCACCCCGACGACCCAAAAGUUGAUCCCCAAGAGGAUCCCAAUAAUACUGCUUCCCCUAACAGCAACAUUAUUAAUGAUGAAGGCGGAAAUACUGCCUCCGAUCAUAGUCAACGCAGCCACGACGCUAACCCUUUCCGAGCAUCUGAACGGCGUCAUUGGCAAUGGGGUCCUUGGGAUCAGCCUCAUCCUCAUCUCCGUGCCCAUGGUUUUGGUAGGUUUGGGGCAUUUGGGCCUUGGGGUCGUCGUCCUCAUGCUCAACAUCAUCAUAACCACCACAACCACCCUGGCAGGUAUCCACCACCGCCGCCACCACCGCCACUCAGCGGUGAUUUCAUGGGACCAUUCGGAAUGCACUUUGGAAAUACUUCAGAGGGAAAUGUGCCUCAGUCUUGGGGUAGUGGAAAUGGUAACAUUCCGACAAAUGUAUAUGACGACCCAAGCUUAACCAGACCUUCUGGUCCUGCUAACAUCUCCGAUGCGCACUCUGUCAUCGAUGCAUCAGCCCGACAAGACGGCAUCCCGUUUCCCCACCGUUCGAAUACGUUACCCUCUCGACACUCUCACCCUACAGUUUCAGUUAACUAUGAAACUCGGAGUUUCACUCGAGAUGGAAAAGAAAGGGGAAGAGAAAAGGGUACUAGAAGAUUGUAUAAAAUUUUAAGGAGUUUGAGUGAUAUGGGUUUUAGUGCACGAGAGCACUCUGAACUUCUGACAAGAGUGCAAGAGCUGUUAUCUUCGAAUGCAGCACAGAAGGACGAUGAGAUCGUGACAACGGUGGUCAAUGAGGUGUUGAGUAAACCUGUCGCUUCUACCAGUGAGGUCAAUCUUCCAGGGAGUUGGGAUUGAGUGACUGCAUUCAUCUUAUGGAGCUUGAGAUGGCGGAGAUCUAUUAGUAUUGGUUGUAUUGUAUAUACGGUAGGUACAACUUGUUUUCUUGAUUACAGUACGAAUCUAAGUAGGGGAAAUUUUGCAACAAACG
This is a messenger RNA of Marasmius oreades (fairy-ring Marasmius), 2061 nucleotides long. RefSeq lists its product as uncharacterized. The transcript has 4 exons. NCBI's taxonomy places the organism in Eukaryota, Fungi, Basidiomycota, Agaricomycetes, Agaricales, Marasmiaceae. The record is from RefSeq and is a predicted model, not a curated record. The coding region runs from base 252 to 1928 and encodes 558 amino acids.